Messenger RNA from Lathyrus sativus (Indian pea), 867 nucleotides. NCBI's taxonomy places the organism in Eukaryota, Viridiplantae, Streptophyta, Magnoliopsida, Fabales, Fabaceae. The record is from the annotation of a GenBank genome assembly.
AUGGCGGCAAGCAAUCGCACAGUGUUGCAGUUCUCUUCAUCUUCUUCCUCUUCUCAGAGCUUGUCCGCAAAGGUUCAUCCUCUUGUUAUCUUCAACAUCUGCGACUGUUACGUUCGUCGCCCUGAUCAAGCCGAACGCGUCAUUGGAACGCUUCUCGGAUCUGUUCUUCCCGAUGGAACCGUCGAUAUCCGUAAUUCCUAUGCCGUUCCUCACAACGAGUCUGUCGACCAGGUUGCUUUGGACAUAGAGUAUCACCAUAAUAUGUUAUUGUCCCAUCAAAAAGUGAACCAAAAGGAAAUCAUUGUUGGAUGGUAUUCAACCGGACUUGGAGUAACCGGUGGCAGUGCAUUGAUCCAUGAAUUUUAUUCUCGAGAAGUACCCAAUCCCAUACAUUUGACUGUUGAUACAGGAUUCACAACUGGAGGGAGUAUCAUAAAAGCUUACGUGUCAAACAAUUUAUCUCUUGGAGACAGGCAAAUUGCUGCACAGUUUCAAGAAAUUCCACUGGAUCUUCGUAUGGUUGAAGCUGAGCGAGUUGGAUAUGAUACCCUAAAGGCAACCACUGUCGACAAAAUUCCCUCUGAUUUAGAAGGCAUGGAAGCAUCAAUGGAACAUCUGCUAGCUUUGAUUGAUGACAUCUACAAAUAUGUUGAUGAUGUUGUGGAAGGACGAGUCACGCCAGACAACAAAAUAGGAAAAUUCAUAUCAGAUGCAGUAGGUUCCCUCCCCAAAUUGCCCCCAUCAGAUUUUGAUAAGCUUGUGAAUGACAGCUUGCAGGAUCACUUGCUCAUGCUAUAUUUAUCUAGCAUCACAAGAACUCAACUUAGCUUGGCAGAAAAAUUGAACACGGCUGCGCAGAUUUUGUAA